Vitis riparia (riverbank grape) is the source of this 1659-nucleotide messenger RNA. RefSeq names its product lanC-like protein GCL2. Gene Ontology annotation, biological process: peptide modification; carbohydrate metabolic process. The transcript is spliced from 6 exons. Gene Ontology annotation, cellular component: plasma membrane. The coding region runs from base 177 to 1415 and encodes 412 amino acids. Lineage: Eukaryota; Viridiplantae; Streptophyta; Magnoliopsida; Vitales; Vitaceae. The record is from RefSeq and is a predicted model, not a curated record.
AGUUGGCAGAGCAAACAUUAGCCAAGUGUACCAGGUUUUCCACGUGUAGUGAGCCUGAGCUCGAGCUCUGAGCACUGGCGAUGGCCAUGACUUAAGGUUAACCACAUCAUUCUUCAGUCUUCACACCAUAGUCCCGCAAACGUCGACCCACAGUCCCACUAUCCUCGCGCGAAGCCAUGGCUGAUCGUUUCUUUCCAAAUGUUAUGCCAGACUACGUUGCAGAAACCCCACCAACCCAAGAAGAAACACCCGCCCAAGGAGGGGAGGACUCGCUUAUCAAGCUUCUCUCUAUGCCCUUUUCUGCACUCUCUCAGAGGCUCAAACGAACAGCUCUCGAUCUCAAAGAAACCGCUGUGAUAGAGACUUGGGGACUCACUGGGCACCAUGUGCGAGACUUUACCCUCUAUUCUGGGGUUCUUGGGACAGCUUACUUGCUGUUCAGAGCGUAUCUAGUUACUGCCAACAAGACUGAUCUGGGUCUUUGCUCUGAGAUUGUGAAGGCUUGCGACUCUGCUUCUUUUGGUUCAAGGGAUGUUACAUUUAUAUGCGGACGAGCUGGUGUUUGUGCUCUUGGUGCUGUUGCAGCAAAGCACAGUGGUGAUGAGCGUUUGAUGAAUUACUAUUUAACUCAAUUUAACGAGAUCAAACUGCCACGAAGUCUCCCUGAUGAGUUAUUGUAUGGGAGAGUUGGGUUCUUAUGGGCGUGUUUGUUCUUAAACAAACAUAUAGGCCAGGGAACAGUUCCUCCUACCUACACUGGAGCAGUUGUAAGUGAAAUUAUCAAGAAUGGAAGACGAUUGGCUAACAAGGGAAGAUGCCCAUUGAUGUUUGAAUGGUAUGGGGAAAAGUAUUGGGGUGCUGCCCAUGGCUUGGUGGGGAUUAUGCACGUUUUAAUGCACAUGGAAUUGAAAAUUGAUGAGAUUGAGGAUGUUAAGGGUACUCUACGAUACAUGAUUAAGAAUCGGUUUCCAAGUGGGAACUACCCUGCAAGUGAAGAAGAUAGAAACCGGGAUGUUCUUGUGCACUGGUGUCAUGGGGCUCCUGGAGUUGCUCUCACACUUGCCAAAGCAGCUGAGAUUUUCGGAGAUGAUGAAUUUCUGGAAGCAGCUAUUGAUGCAGCAGAGGUAGUUUGGAAUUGUGGGCUGCUCAAGCGAGUUGGGGUUUGCCAUGGCAUUAGUGGGAAUGCUUAUGUGUUUCUCUCACUGUACCGACUGACAGGCAAAAUGGAGUUCUUAUACAGGGCCAAAGCAUUUGCUUGCUUUCUACUUGAUAGAGCUCAUAAACUUAUAUCAGAUGGAGAGAUGCAUGGAGGUGAUAGCCCCUACUCACUUUUCGAAGGGUCAGGUGGUAUGGCUCAUCUUUUUCUGGACAUGAUCGAACCCUCUGAGGCCAGGUUCCCAGCUUAUGAACUCUGAAAAUUUAUAUAUAUCAUGGAGGAGAAAAUUUAUGUAAGAAAUUACUUUUGUCUUCAAAGCUCAGCUCUUUUAGAAUGCAUGUAAGAGGUAAAUGUCUUGUGCAUUUUCAUAGAGUGUGUCAUAGGAGUUGCUUGCUUAUAAUUUCUCUGGUCAUCAAUUUCAUUUUCACAGAGUUUGUUCUAUCAUGAAUCACUGUAGGAGAGAAAACAUUAAUAACUAUGAAUGAUCAUAUCUUUUCCAUUCA